GUCGGUAACGCACACCAAAGAAACAACCUUAUAGCAUUCGUUUAACAGUAUAUUUUUUGACCUUAACCUUUGAGAAGAACAGAAACAUUUCUUCUCACUAAUUUUGACUGUUCACGUACCUAUUCCAAUCAGUGUGUAGCUUUUCUAUUAGUGAAGUACUUGAUGAUAACUAGCAUCCAGAUGCAUAGAAAUUAUAACUGGCAAUUCUACAUACAUCAUCAUGAGCUAAAUUUUGAUCUUAUAAAAUAAGUGGAAAACCAAUUUGAAAUCUUCAAGAUGAGUUGGUUGUGGAGUACUCUAGGGUACAACCAGAGUGAUUGUGCCAUUAAGAAGAACAAUGAAAUCAAAUUCACUAUACUUGGCAAGGAACACACAGUGAGGAGUGAAGAUAUAGCUCCUGAAACAACUUUGAAUGAAUACCUCAGACAUAAACUCAAUCUCAUGGGCACAAAAAGAAUGUGCUAUGAGGGAGGUUGUGGAGCUUGUGUGGUAGCAGUUACCAAGCCAGGAGAUAAGAAAGUUAUGGCAGUAAAUUCGUGUUUGGUAUCCAUCCUCACUUGCCAUGGUUGGAAAAUAGACACUAUCGAAGGUAUAGGUAAUCCUUUGACAAAAUUCCAUCCGGCUCAACAAGCCCUAGCAAAUUUCAACGGUACCCAAUGCGGCUUCUGCUCUCCUGGCAUGGUGAUGAACAUGUACGCCCUCUUGGAAAAUGGAAAACCCACUAUGAAAGAGGUUGAGAACUCUUUCGGAGGGAACAUCUGCAGAUGUACAGGCUACCGUCCGAUUAUGUCGGCCUUCAAAUCACUUUGCUCAGAUGCUUCCACUGAUUUAUUGGGAAAAUAUCCAGAUAUCGAAGAUUUGGUGUGUUGCAAACCGAAAGAGAUUAAGAAUGAAAUGCCGGUGGGAAGACCUGUGGGGAUAUGCUACAAAGAUACCAAAUGGAUCAAAGUUUAUAAUAUUAAAGAUUUGCUGGAUAACUUGAUAGCUAUCAAAGAUGCUCCCUACAUGUUAGUGGCUGGAAACAGUGCUAAAGGUGUCUAUAAACUCCCAACACCAAAAGUUUACAUUGACGUGAUCGAAGUGAAAGAACUGACGAGUUAUGAACUCACUGAUGAUUUACUGACUCUAGGAGGUGGCAUGUCACUGACCACUACGAUGGAGUUAUUUUAUAAGCUGGCUGAAACCAACACUAAAUUUGCCCAUUUGAAAACUAUGGGAGAUCAUAUUGAUCUUAUCGCUAACGUUCCCGUGAGAAAUGUUGGCAGUUUAGCUGGAAACCUUAUGAUGAAACAUUAUCACCACGAAUUUCCCUCAGACGUUUUCCUUACCCUGGAAACUUUUGGUGCAAAACUGGUUAUAGUUGACACAUCCGGAACAGAGGUGACCAAAAGUCUUCCUGACUUUCUCGAAUUCGACAUGAACAAAAAAGUGAUAAAAUCUAUUCAGAUACCCAGUUUGUCCGAAGACUACAAAUAUGAAACCUACAAGAUUAUGCCACGAGCACAAAAUGCGCAUGCGCUCGUCAAUGCCGGGUUUUGCUUCAAACUUGAUUCUAAUAAGAAGGUGGAGAGUGCUACCAUAGUUAUUGGCAAUAUAAACCCUCAAUUUAUUCACGCUACUAAAACAGAAGAAUUCUUGAAGGGAAAAGAACUCUUCAAUAAUGACACCCUCCAGGGAGCGUUCAAAACGCUCGAAGAGGAACUGAAGCCUGAUUUUGUUCUGCCUGAGCCUGAACCGGAGUUCAGGAAACAACUUUCAAUAGCUCUGUUCUUCAAGGCUGUACUUAAAAAUACCCCUGAGGGAAAACUGAGCCCCAGAAACAAAAGUGCAGGUGAAAAAAUGGUACGACCUGUAUCAAGUGGGCUGCAAGAUUAUGAAACUAACGAAUCAUUGUACCCUUUGACACAAGCCAUACCGAAGAUCGAAGCAUUAGCCCAAACAUCUGGUCAAGCUCAGUACAUCGAAGAUAUACCUGAUCAUCCCCAUCAGCUCUUUGGGAAACUUAUUCUAGCAAAAGCUGCACCCAAUUCUAAGAUAACAAAGAUCGACGCUUCGAAAGCACUGGCUUUGGACGGCAUCGAAAAGUUUUUCACUAAAGACGAUAUACCUGGAGACAACAAUUUCAUUCCACCUGGUUUUGGACCUGGAAUAAUCGAAAAGAUUUUUGCCGAUGGUGUAGUGGAAUAUUUCCAUCAACCAGUUGGAGUAUUGGUGGGAUCUGACAGAAAUAAGGUUGACGAAGCUGCAGAUCUCGUAGAGAUUAGCUAUGAUGCUCCCACAAAUCCUCCUUUGCUCUAUAUUAGAGACAUUUUAAAGGCGGGAGCAACAGAUAAGAUGACGAAGGAAAGGGAAUUGAAACAUAAAAACAUAGGUAAAGAUGUGAAGUUGACUUUAUCCGGAACAUUCGAUCUUGGUAGUCAAUACCACUUCCACAUGGAAACGCAGUGCUGUUUAGUAAUUCCCACAGAAGACGGCUUAGAUAUGUUCCCAUCUUCACAGUGGAUGGACCUGAGUCAAGUUUCAGCUGCACGAAUGUUAGGAAUACCGCAUAAUAAGGUGAACGUGAGCAUAAGAAGAUGCGGAGGUGGUUUCGGCGCAAAAAUAAGCAGAAACGCUCAAAUAUCCUGCGCAACUGCUCUCGCAGCCUGGUUAACCCGUAAACCGGUGCGUAUGUCCUUGAGCUUGAAGGAAAACAUGGAGUUGGUCGGAAAACGUUUUCCUCUCGCUGUUGAUUAUGUGGUGAAAUGUAACAAUGGUGGUGUCAUACAACAGCUCGAUGCUAAAAUAUACAGCGACCACGGAGUCGGAGGUAACGAGGCAUUCAACCAAUCCAAUAUCUUCGAUCUCUUGACGAAAAAUUAUGGCUCAGAUAGAUUCGACAUCGUUUAUUAUCGUACCAGAACUGAUACUCCAGCGAACACAUGGGCUAGAGCUCCAGGUUCAACUGAAGGACUCGGCCUUAUCGAAUCAAUUAUGGAUCAUAUGGCAUAUGAACUGAAUAUGGAUCCAUUAGAUGUCAGAAUCAACAAUAUUGAUGAAAGCGACAAGCUGAGGGACUAUAUCGCUGAUAUUAUGGAAUGGGCAGAUAUUAAUAAGAGAAAAAGGGAAAUAGAAAAGUUCAACAAAGAAAAUCGUUGGAAGAAGAAAGGAAUUUCUGUAGUUCCGAUGGCAUACGAAUUCGCUCCAUUCGGACCCCUCAAUGUAACGGUCUCCAUUUUUCAUGUUGAUGGUAGUGUUUCCAUAACACACGGAGGAAUUGAAAUUGGACAAGGAAUAAACACUAAGGCUGUGCAAGUAUGUGCCUACAAAUUCCAAAUCCCCAUAGAAAAAAUUAACGUGCUUCCGAGUAACACAAUGGCCUCUCCAAAUAGUUCAGCAACUGGAGGAAGCAUGACAUCAGAAGCUGUUUGCUACGGCAUAGAUAAAGCUUGUGAUGAAUUACUGGGACGUCUAAAACCAUUCAAGAAGGAAGACGGAUCUCAAAAUUGGGAGCAAUUAGUACAAGCAGCGUAUGCUAAAUUUACAUAUUUGUCUGCAAGUUGUCAAUACUCACCUACUGCUCCAUUUGUCCAACCAUACAUCAUCUACGGAUCAUGUGCAACAGAAGUGCUAUUAGAUGUGCUAACUGGCCAACACAUCAUCACCAGAGUUGAUUUGAUUGAGGAUACUGGAACAUCACUCAGUCCAGAAGUGGAUAUUGGACAAGUGGAAGGAGCUUUUGUUAUGGGCGCAGGAUACUUUACCAUGGAGAAGAUAGUCUUCGAUAAAGAUGGAAGACAGUUGACCAACAAUACCUGGUUCUACAAACCUCCAGGUCCUAAAGAUAUACCUGUUGAUUUCAGGGUCAAAUUUCCGAAGAACAACCCAAAUCCCAAAGGUGUACUACAGUCAAAAGCUAUUGGUGAACCACCUUUAUGUCUCACUGUGAGUGUUCCUUUGGCCAUAAGACAUGCAAUAGCGAGUGCUAGACAGGAUGCUGAUAAAUCAAAGCCAAAAUAUAUCUUAUUUGAUGGUCCAACGACUGUAGAACAAACUUUGAUGAGCAGCUUGAAUGAUUUCAAACAAUAUACAUUAUAGUAUGGAUAUAAAUAUGUUUUAAGGGGUACAUACUGUGAUGGGAUUAGUUAUUAAUUAAUUAACACCUUAAUAUGUAAAUGUUUUUCGAUAAUAAAGUUCAUUUUAA
Harmonia axyridis is the source of this 4183-nucleotide messenger RNA. Its product is annotated as xanthine dehydrogenase/oxidase-like. NCBI's taxonomy places the organism in Eukaryota, Metazoa, Arthropoda, Insecta, Coleoptera, Coccinellidae. Bases 277 to 4077 code for a protein of 1266 amino acids. The transcript is spliced from 20 exons. Gene Ontology annotation, molecular function: 2 iron, 2 sulfur cluster binding; oxidoreductase activity; FAD binding. The record is from RefSeq and is a predicted model, not a curated record.